Ilex paraguariensis (yerba mate) is the source of this 701-nucleotide messenger RNA. The record is from the annotation of a GenBank genome assembly. NCBI's taxonomy places the organism in Eukaryota, Viridiplantae, Streptophyta, Magnoliopsida, Aquifoliales, Aquifoliaceae.
AGUGGACAAGAAAAGAGAAACAAGCUGACAAAGGCAAAGAGAUAGCCUCCACUGUAGAAGUUAUCAAAGAGAAGGAGAGUGACGAGGUAGAUCAAAGAAGUGUUGAUCAAGGAAGCACAAACAAUCAAGUGGUGGUUAGUGAGACUACAACUCCUAUCAAAGAGAUUCAUAACACCACCCCUGAUCCUCAGGUAACUACAUACAUCACUACUAGCAACAAAUAUGAUAAUCUUGUUAUUGAAUUGCAAGGUCCUGUGCAGUUAGAUUUGGAAAAAUCAGCUUCUCAUGAAACAAGUGUAUUGGCUACAAAAAUUAAGAACAUUGAUGGUAUACCAAUUAGGCAACUAAGGAAAAAACACAAGUCNACAACUCCUAUCAAAGAGAUUCAUAACACCACCCCUGAUCCUCAGGUAACUACAUACAUCACUACUAGCAAGAAAUAUGAUAAUCUUGUUAUUGAAUUGCAAGGUCCUGUGCAGUUAGAUUUGGAAAAAUCAGCUUCUCAUGAAACAAGUGUAUUGGCUACAAAAAUUAAGAACAUUGAUGGUAUACCAAUUAGGCAACUAAGGAAAAAACACNAAUCAGCUUCUCAUGAAACAAGUGUAUUGGCUACAAAAAUUAAGAACAUUGAUGGUAUACCAAUUGGACAACAAAGGAAAAAACACAAGUCACCAAAUAGGCCACCAUCCACCAAGACAUAA